Messenger RNA from Acanthochromis polyacanthus (spiny chromis), 4792 nucleotides. It is a transcript of the gene lepr, whose product is annotated as leptin receptor. Gene Ontology annotation, biological process: cytokine-mediated signaling pathway. Gene Ontology annotation, cellular component: external side of plasma membrane. Gene Ontology annotation, molecular function: cytokine receptor activity; protein binding. The transcript is spliced from 21 exons. The coding region runs from base 289 to 3732 and encodes 1147 amino acids. The record is from RefSeq and is a predicted model, not a curated record. NCBI's taxonomy places the organism in Eukaryota, Metazoa, Chordata, Actinopteri, Pomacentridae.
CUCCACUCUCCACUGUUCAGUCUCGGCUCUUUAAGCUGGAAGCUCGGCUGAUCUCUACGUCAAACAAACGGCAGUAGCGUGUGAGAGGGAAGGUGUUUCUCCGUGGGAAACCCUCCUCACUGCUGUCAGCGGACAGCGAAGCGUGAAGGAGAGGAGAGCAGUUAGGAUUAAACUCCACUGAAUGAACUUCACCGAAGGAGACCUGCACGCAAAACCUCCAACACCUCCUCCAGAAGCGACAAACUGAGAUUCUCACCAGCCAAAACCCAGACAGACCAUGCUAACGCUAUGACCACGACUACAAUGGUUCGGUCUGUAGUGCUGACGGUCCUGAUGCAUGUUUUCCUGGUGCCCCAUGAUGCUCAGAGUUUGGAGCCCGAGGAUGGCGCCUCGUUUCCCUCAGGUGCCCUGGGCCUCCCAUGGCAGGAUGAGCUGUGCUGUGACUCACCUUCAGCCCACCCUGGUGUCGAGGGAGGUGCCACGAACACAUCAGAGGCUAACCGCUCUGAAUCAACCCUCCCACUUCGUCCCCGCUGCAAGUACAGGAACUCGACAACCCAAUCACAUCCCUAUGAGCCCUCUGGUGGCACCUGUGUUGACAUACGGUGCAGAAUUGAUGAAAACUCGGGAAAUCUGACUUGUGAUCUUCAGUCUCACGGCCAUCGGUCCGGCACGCUGGAUGUUGGUCUGAUGAUGGUCAGAUUACAGCGCCUGCUAUCUCAAAAAACAGACGCAGAAGUGAACAAUCCUGCACCUGAUAGUCCUGUUGUUUGUGAAGCAAAGGAUUCUUUCAUGUGCUCCAUCACUCUUGACCCUACAACAAGCUUUGUCACCAUGGUAACUGUCAGCAUCUUAGACGCCGUGGCUCCUCCAGUUCUGCUCAGAAUUCCUGCCCGACCUGUGAAACCGAGUCCUCCAGUCAACGUGUCACACAUUCAGACCAUUGAGGCAGAACUGAUCGUUCAGUGGAACGACUCCACAGACUUUGAUCUCAGCCCGCUGAGAUAUGAGGUCCGAUUUUCCUCCAACACCACUCACCCAACCUGGCAGGUGGUGCAUGCAUCUGGAAAGCCACAGCGGUCUUUAGAUCUGAAGCCCAAACUGAACUACACCAUCCAGGUUCGCUGCUGCAGUCAGGAAGAGCCUCCGCUGUGGAGCGAGUGGAGUGAACCUCACCACAUUUACCUGAACAAGGUGAGCUACAUUCCUGACAAAAUAGUGGUGCGACGUGGUGAGAACGUAACCGUGUGCUGUGUGUUCAACGACCACAGCAUCAACGCCAGCACGGCCGUGUGGAUGCUUAACCACAAGCAGCCGCUUAAUCACAGCCAGUACCACCCAGUCAACCAAUGGGUCAGCCAGAUCACAGUGCGUCCAUCGGAGACUCAGAUGUAUGACGUGCUGCGUUGUACGAAGGAGUGGACCCUCGCCUACAGUCAGAUCUAUUUGGAAGGAGCUGUGAUUAACAUAAGAUGCAAAACAGACGGUGACAUGAAUGCUAUGCACUGCAGCUGGAAUGACACGCAGUUGACUAUGCUCACAUUUCGAUCGAGCUGGUCUUACCUGUCCUGCGACGAGAUGAAGAAGAGGGAGAAAGCGGGGAAGACAGUGGGAGAGAUGGGGCCUGUUUGUAGAUCCUCUCAGAAAACCUGCACCAUCAAGCCUCUGAGAAUGACCUGCUACAAACUGUGGCUGGAGGUCCCAUCGCCGCUGGGUCCUAUCAGGUCCGAACCUUUCUACGUGUUCCCUCAAGAUCACGUGAAGCCGAACCCACCCACUGAUGUAAAAGCCGUGAGCCAGAGAAAUGGGCAUCUGAACGUCACUUGGAAGCCUCCAUCUCUGCCAGUCGAAGUCCAGUGUCAGUUUCGCUACCACUCCCCAUCCGCUGUGAGCACCGCGCCGGACUGGAAGAACCAGAGUUCAGUUCGAGUUCCCUGGGAUGACGUCCUGGUACCAGACAUGUGCCGGGGGUACGUGGUUCAGGUGCGCUGCAUUCACGUUAAACUCACCGGAGAGUGGAGCGACUGGAGCGCCUCAGUCUACUCCACACCACAAAACAGCAGAGCUCCUGAACGUCCCGAUUUCUGGAGAAUCUUUCAAGAUGAUCCACACAGCCAGCGGACUAAUGUCACUCUGCUGUUUGAGCCUUUACCGGUGUCUGGGAACUCCUACUGUGUGGACGGAUUUAUAGUCCAGUGGCAGACCUCAGGCGGGCCUGUGACAAGGAAGCGGAUCGAGCUGGUGUCCUCGUACAGCUUCGAGUGGAACCAGGAGCUGCAGAUUGUGACUGUGGAAGCCUACAACACUCUGGGGAGCUCCACCAACAACAUAAACAUGACACUGAAGAGACAACCUAAACGCCGCUGUGUGCGUUCGUUCCACGUGUUGGUUAUCAACAGCACCUGUGUGUCUCUGUCCUGGAGCCUGCUGGACAACCGCUCUGUGCCUCAGUUCAUGGUGGUCCAGUGGUGGCCUCAGAGGCAGCAGGACUCUCAGAACUCUGAACCGAGUGGAGAAACGUGGGCCAGACUGCCCUACACUGAUCACCCUGUCUUUCUGACAGGUAAUUUCAUUGGCUCCGAGAAGUUGGACUUCUCCUUGUACCCUGUGUUUGCUGAUGAGGAAGGGGAGCCAUUUCACACUUCAGUUGUUGCAGCCUCCAGAGGAGACCCCGCAGUCUACAUGUUGCUGAUGAUCAUCUCCUUCCUCUCCAUCGUCCUGUUUAUCACACUGCUCCUCUCCCAAAACCAGAUGAAAAAGUUUAUGUGGAAAGAUGUUCCCAACCCCAAGAAGUGCUCGUGGGCUAAAGGAAUAGACCUCAAAAAGGCGGACACCUUUGACCACCUGUUCCAGCCUCCAGAAGGUCUGCCAAUGCGGCCGCUGCUCUUGCCCUCUGAGAACAUCUCCAAAGUCAUCAUAGUGGACAAAGCUCUGGCUAUCCAAACCUCACUUGUGUCUCUGACUCCUGAUCCUACCAAUGCCUCAGCUACUUCCCUUCCUCCAGGGUUUGACUCAGUUGUUGACCAGUUCAUAGAGAGUGAGACGCUCACUUCUGCAGCUGUUAACCUGGAUGAUUUGAUCACUUCCAGCUCAGAAAUAGAUGAAUUACUGCCAGCUGAUCCUCCAGAGGACCAGCACCCAGGUAACACUGACACCUCUGCCCAGUCCUCAGUUACAUACGCCACCGUGCUGUUCUCUCACCCCAAGCAGGACCUACCGCCGGUUGACCUCCACUACAAAGAUGGAGGAAGCAGCAGCUCCAGUGAUGAGGGGAAUUUCUCCGCCAACAACUCUGACAUUUCUGGAUCUUUCACCGGCGGCUUGUGGGAGCUGGACAGCUGCCGUGGUGGGGACAUGGACGACCCAAGACGCUCUCGUUCCUACAACUCUGUGGAGGAACUGUCUGAACCAUCGGAGCAAGAAGAUGAAGGGGAGGUGAGACCAGAGAAGGAUUUGUGCUAUCUAGGAAUGGACUACCCUGCGGAAGAUGAUAAGAGUAAGGACGAUGAAGAGCAGAGAGAGGAGGAGACAACUGAACUUCUUAAGAGUGUUGUUUUGAACAGAGAGAACUGUUCUAUGGAGUCGCAUCCAUUGCUCGGCCCGGAGGACUCUAGCGGGCUGCUGUCGCCAUCAACAUGCAACCUCUCCCUGCUGUACCUGCCUCAGUUCAGAACUGCUGCAUGUAUGAGGCAAUUCAACACUCAAACACAAGACAGCAAACCGCCACUGUGAUUAAAAUGUGCACCAUUAAAUCCAUUGUGUCAUGAUUCAGCUUUUCCAAAGCGGAUUUGCAUCUGCUCCGUCGGUCAUACUGAGGUGUGGAGCUGGAAAAAGUAAAAAGUACCUCGACAUAUGUGUGACUGCUAAUGGUGAUUCAUCAGUGCUGCUAUUGUGUCUGUGGGGAAAGGAAGGCACAAGCCAAUCAGGCGUUUCUUUCUUUCUUUAUUGGGCUUUAAACCCAGGUUCCACUGUGCCAAACUGCCUUUGUGCACUAUUGAUCACUGAUGCAGGAGCGUUUGCUGAGAAAGACAAAGCUCAGAGGGCAGCAGGAAGGCUGUACAAGCAGCAUGCUUGGCAUCAAGAAGGGACAAAAAGAGGAGGAGAUCAUCUGGUGGCUUCAAACAUCUUGUGGUGUACAUACAGCAUAUGUUACAGGUGGUCAUAUAUUAGAUAUGCUUGAAUUAAAAUAACUGAAAAACACCCUCUGUAUGCCUAACUACAUUCAGUCAUUUGUUCCUAACAUGAUGCUGAAAAACCUUGCCACUCUUUGCUGAAUUAUUUCCGCUAUAUUUAAGAUGAAAGGGGUUCAAAGAGAAUAAAGAAAUGCACAGAAAGCAAGAGAGAAAGUCCCUAAUCUGCACAGUUUGGGCUAUUCUCAAAGCGCACGUGACUGUGAAGUGGAGGCAAAACUUGGAUGUUACAUCAAAGCGUAGCUGGUGAGCGAGUGCAGGUGAUUUUUGGACACUUCAUUCAUUGUAUUCAUAGGCAGCUUGAGUAUCAACAUCUGCAUGGAGUGACUCACCCACCAGCCCAAAGCAUUUCUGUACCAAUGUGCUGUAAUGUAUUUGAGUUACAGUAUGUGAGAAAUGUGAUAUGUAUUUUUGUCUGUGUUUUUCUGUUUAAACGCACAGCUGCUGUCUUCUGUAUAUAAAAGACAAAAGAAUGUAUAUUUGAAUCCAGAUAAUGUCCAAAAUUACAAUGAAUGAAAAUGUGGAAACCUUAUUGACAGAAAUUAUUCUUUAUGGAGAGCUUUUGUCUAUUUUUCAUGGUGAAAAUAAACUAUUUAUUGUGA